AUAAAAUAGUGUGAUUAAAACUAAGUUUCGAUAAAGGGAUGAAAGAAUAGAAAAUGGAAGUGAAAAUCGUUUCGACUUUAUUGUUAUAAACAUUGGAUUAACGUUGGCAUUGAGGCUAACUCGUGUCACAUUCAGUCAGAGAUAAGCAGUUUUGGGAAUAUAGUAAAGUGGACAUGAGGACUUGUUUGAUCACAAUGUGGAAAAUAUGCAUUAGAUAGGAAUGUAUAUCAAGCUGCUGUUCGUUCUUGCGGGAGUGUUUGGGGUUCGUAUCAGAAAAGACCAAGUCGAAUUAAGCCAGCUUACAUUCCGUUAUGACCCCACUUCGCACUUCCUUGUCGCUCACAACACAGUAGCUUGUUUCCUGGCACUAUUGUUGGGGCACGAGCGGGACAUGGUCCACACGGAUCGCGGAAUUGAACAACUGGAAAUACAGAUGAUGUUUGAGUGGAUUGGCAAGGUACCGGAAGUGCCAGUGUACCACAGCGACCACAGCAUUCCACAGGCCGUGUCUAGGAUGUGCGCAAGGCAGCAAAUGUACUUUCUGGAUAGAACCGGGCAGCAUAGCGAGCACACCACAACUUUGAUCACAACCCCACCCACCUCGUCUCUCCGCGUACCAACAAGGACCUUACAUCCGGACGCCUCUACAGAUGCAUUUAUAAGUCAUACACCAGAACAUACAGAUACGACUAUAGCAAACAUUGCUUCAUUUGUUACCUCGUCAACAGAUUUCCCAACAACAGUAUCAAGUAAAGGAACGGACAAAACGGUCUUCAGCAAAGAAACGGACCCAACAGUAUCUAGCAAUAUAACGGACACAACAGUCUCAAGCAACGAAACGGACCCAACAGUAUUUAGCAAUAUAACGGACACAACCGUCCCCAGCAUAGGCACGGACAUGUUGACGUCAGCAGCGUCGGUUUCUUCCAUUAUUGCAGCUUCCGGCCAAACUGCUUCUAGCAGUCAACACGGGUCAACAACUGUGUUCACGUGGCCGCCUUCCAUGGUGUUCUAUGGGCCGAUAUCGGCGACCAGCUCCCAUCAAACAUAUCCGACAACUACUCAUGCGCGCCCGGAAAGAUCCGGUCUCAUGACCAAACCGUCAACGACUAAACCUUUUGUAAUGUUUGAGAGAAAAGACCAUAUACUAGUAACGUAUGCCGUUGCUGUGUCGCCUAGCAAUGAGUGUUACGUGUUUCGCGUCUCCGAUAUUGAUCACCAACUUCUUAGUGCGGCCACCAAGCAGUACAUCCAUACCGGGUUAUUGUCUUCGAAGCGGGACUCGCCCCAUAUGUGGAACAUCGUGACGGGUCAGAUCGGAUCGAUGACACCGGAAGUUCGGACUUUCUGCUCUGGGCCUGUAUACAUGAUGACUGGUGAAAGAUGGGCGUGGUACCACGGAAGCAGACGUCGAGAGGAAUGAAUAUAAGCUUCAACGUAUCAAAAUAUCCGCAUGACUUGCAUGAACAAUCUUUUUAACGAUUUUUGGACUUCAAGAAUGAGUUUAAUUGAUCGCUAUACCCAAAUCAUUCAAGUCUGUUAGAAUAAAAAAUCUAUCAAUCAACAUUUGAUCUGUGAUUGGAAUUGUUCACAAAUGACAAUGGCUGGUUGCGGUGUUUUUCCUGAUCUGCUGAAUUCUUAGAUUGUAGACCUUUGUGUAUUUACCUUUUAAAUAUAACACUUACAUUUUUUAGAAAUGUCUAUUAUGUUACGUUUAGUCAUUUUAAAUUCAAAUAAGUCAAUAUGAAUCCUUGUAACCAGUGUAUCACGCUUGAUGCAUGUUUGUAUUUUACUUUGAAAUAGUUUUCACCUGUACGCUAUUGUCAAUAUAUUGAAAUAAUUUA
Messenger RNA from Dreissena polymorpha, 1844 nucleotides. Its product is annotated as mucin-3A-like. The coding region runs from base 221 to 1423 and encodes 400 amino acids. The record is from RefSeq and is a predicted model, not a curated record. Lineage: Eukaryota; Metazoa; Mollusca; Bivalvia; Myida; Dreissenidae. The transcript is spliced from 11 exons.